This is a messenger RNA of Pelagomonas calceolata, 1188 nucleotides long. The record is from the annotation of a GenBank genome assembly. NCBI's taxonomy places the organism in Eukaryota, Pelagophyceae, Pelagomonadales, Pelagomonadaceae.
AAAAAAACACUCAAGCCGCUACGCAAACGCGAAAACGCCCCCGCCCAACGCAAAAUGAUCCUCACAACAUGCGCCGCCUGCGCCGCCCCACUGGCCCACAACGCGCCGCGAUGCGUUAGAUGCCACACGAGAUACUGCAAUCAAACUUGCCAGCAUGACCACUGGCGCCGCGGCCACAAGCAGAUGUGUAAGAAAAUACACCGCGGCGGCAACGCAGAACAAUAUCACGCCGACAAAAAAUACAAGGAGGCCGUCGCGGAGGCGGUCGAGAAAUGCGCGGACGACACGAAGGGCCAGACGUGCUUCAUCUGCACGCAGGCCCUCCACUGGAAAACGAAGGAGGGCCUCGUGCGCGGGUGCUCGUGCCGCGGGACGGCGGGCUUCGCGCACGUGUCGUGCUUGGCGGAGCAGGCGAAGAUUUUGGUCGCGGAGGCCGAGGAGAACAAUUGGGACAACGAUAGGUUUAUGCCGAGGUGGAAUCGGUGGCACACCUGCAGUCUUUGCAAGCAACAAUACCACGGCGUCGUGCGGCGCGCGCUCGGGUGGGCAAGCUGGAAGACGUACCUGGGGCGACCGGAGACGAGCUGGCCUCGAAUGUGUUCGUUGUCACUGCUUGGGAACGGUUUGGCCGGAGCAGACCUCUACGAGGAAGCGUUGUCCGUGCAAGAGGCCGAGUUGUCUGUGCUGCGGCGCCUUGGCGAAGCAGAAUACAACAUUCUUGUCGCGCAGGGCAAUCUUGCGAACACGUAUCAAGAGCUCGGACGGCUUGAAGAGGCCCUACCCCUACGGCGAGACGUAUACUCUGGAUGGGUGAAGAUCGAAGGCGAAGAACAUAGAGAGACUCUCCGAGAAGCCAACAACUACGCGUCUUUGCUAAAACGACUGAAGCACUUUGGAGAGGCCAAAUCAUUGCUGCGCAAAACGACGCGCGUGGCGCUACGAUCCCUCGGCGAGGACCAUGACACCACGUUCAAGUCGAGGUGGAUUUACGCGCGGGUGCUCUGCGAGGACCCCGCCGCCACGCUCGACGAUCUCCGCGAGUCCGUGACGACGCUCGAGGAGAUAGAACCGAUCGCGCGGCGUGUGCUCGGUGGCGCGCACCCGACCGCAUUGUCGAUUGAGGCGACUUUGCGAAUUGUGCGAGGAAUGCUCCAAUGCCUGCGAGACGCUGUCGAGCGCUCAGGAUAA